AUGGGCCACAAGGUUAAUAGCGUGUGUAUUUUACAGAGCAUAAAAGAAUCCAAGAGACCAGCUAUUACGUCUGGAUCCCAACACAGUCCCGCAGUUGGCAUGAUCGCGGCUGUAGCAGUAGUCUGCCAAGCCAGUGCCGACAUUAAAAAAAUAAAAACAGCCAUGGAAUCACCCCAAAAAACCCUUGACCAAGAUGAGGCCAAGAUGCAAACGGCUGUAUCCCUCCAAACGGAUAUCUCUUGCAUGAGCAGCCAAAUAACAACCUUCAUAGAUCAAAUCGGACCGGCCAUCACAACUCUUGAACGACUCCAAGCAGCGUGGCACGAUAUGUCCAGCGAUCUCCAAAACAUCUACGAUCUAGUAGCCGAAGAGUUUACAGGGGAGGUACCUACUAUGGGGAUUGGGGAGUUGGGAUUGAAUAACAUUAUUGAGGAGUGGAAUGCGUUAAAAGACGAUGUCCAAAACUAUCGCAGUACGGUAUACCUGACCGAUGAUCCAGCUAUACUUACGCCGGAGGAAUACAACAAUGCAUUGCAAGACGCCAGCGGGGCAAAAAUUGCAUAA
Molecule: messenger RNA, 564 nt
Organism: Sclerotinia sclerotiorum 1980 UF-70
Lineage: Eukaryota; Fungi; Ascomycota; Leotiomycetes; Helotiales; Sclerotiniaceae
Exons: 4
Coding region: 1-564 (187 amino acids)
Source: RefSeq, a predicted model, not a curated record